AUUAUUAUUAGAAAUUGCUUUGUACAGAAAACCGCAGAAAUAAACAUUUAAUUAAUGCAGCUGCGGCCUUUUUGCGAAUUAAACGAAGCGAGCAACUCGCGAUGGUGAUGAUGGUGAUAACUAUGCUUGCUAAUGGCGUCGUUUGUCGUGCUUGAAACUUUACCCGCGGAACUCGGGCGACAAAAUAGUCAAGACCUUGUUAACGUCGGUUAGUUUAGUCCCUCCAGGUAUUCCCGGAAAUUUAGAGGGGUAUUUUAGGCGUGAUAUUUUAUGUGCUAAGGGCUAUCAGUGGGGCAUUUUGCUGUUUCACCUGUUUCGCGCGUAGCUCAAAAAUACUCUUCGCGUGGCAGUGAAACGUGGUACUGUCCAUGCUGCUCAUCUGUAGAUCGCCUGAAAUUCUGCAGGUCGUGCUAAGUUCGUGCACAUUAACUUGACUUGUCCCAUAACAUGGCUCAUAGCACUCUCGUAGGUGCAGUGGCCAAGUUGGUUGCAAGCACGGGAGGGUUGGUGAAUAUCCUCAAUGAGUUAGAUAAGCCGAUAGAACCUGACUGUGCCAACGGCGUUACCGCAUCCAGCGAAGCUUCAGCAGACGACUGUUUUGUGGUUGAAGCUGCCCUGCACUCUUGCUCUGACAAGGGGCUCGGUUUCCUGUCAAGCACGGAUGGUUUUUCUGAUGUCGCUUAUGCUCAAAUUUUGGUCCACUGCACGCAAGCCUCUGAUAGCCCUUCAGAUCAGCACUGUUUGCUGAGCGACCAAGCUAGGAACACUGUGCUAAAGCUAAUUGAGCUUGGCAAUCCUGCAAGUGCAUCUCGGAGAAGUGCAAUAAACUUUGCAAAAGUUCUCAACGGCUGUUCUCACUGUCCAUUGGAAUUACUUAGUCGACUACAUGCUGCUGGACUUCUGCAGGUUGAAGACUACAUUGCACUGAAUGUUCAGAAUCCCCAGGCCAUUGCUCAUCUCAGCCGUAGUCUGUUUGCGGCUUGUCAGCUUCGUGAGAGAAGUCAGCAUGCCGAGUUCACAUUCUCAGUGUUCAUAAAUGCACUAGUUGGCAUAUGUUAUCCUGAACUGCAUUCCAUUGGUGCCAGCAAAGGGGUAAAUAAGGUUUGCCAUGCUAUACUGGAAACACUUGUGCAGCGUCUACUGAAAGCAAAUGAAGAUGGCCAGAAUUUAACUUGUUGCAAUGUGCUGAGCCCUCUACUGAGGAAUCCAGUUGUGAAUCGCCUUAGUGUUCGGAAUUUCGCCUUGGAGCUUUUCUCCUCCAUGCUGAGCUACAACCCUGUGCAUAAGGUUACUCAAGCCAUGUCUGAUCACCAUAAGUGGAACUACAAGAGUUGUUCUCUCUGGCUUCUUGAGAUGUACCAAAAGGUUAUGUCGCUUCUCACUGCUCAAGAAGUGACCGACCAGUUGUCCAAGGCCUUGCACAGCCAGGAGGUCAACUGGUACAUGCUGCUCAUGGCAGUUUCAGUCUACCUCAAGUUCCAUCACGAUACAACUGGUUGCCUAACAGGUCUGAUUGAAAAACUUCUGAAGGAUGCAUUUGAAUCACUGGAAAUGGAGAGCCUUGUUGGUGCAUUCCUCUUGGCCAGACACACAGCUCAAGAAGCGCCACAUUUCUUUCCUCCUUACGCUUCAUGGUUCGAGAAGUACUUUGGGUUCUCGGACACUACUUAUGCUGGCAGUUCCAAGACUUUCUCAUUCUUGAUGAAGUUUCUCGUUGACAUGGUACCAUUUGAGCAAGCCAAGUACCUGAAGGCACACCUUCAAAAGCCAGCAUAUGCUACAGUGAAAUGCAGACUGUUGUUUCAAGACUACACUGCAUUGGCAAAAACUCGCUUGCAAGAUCUCGAGGUAUCUGGACACAAAGGCUCCACUGUAUCUGAUGAUGAAGAAGAGAGUAUCAAACUACGCAGUGAAGUUGGAAAAGCCCUGGAUAGUUUCGAGGCUACUGGGAAAGUACCAAGAAAUGUCAUAGAAGCUAGCAUUUUCAGGAAGCCCUAUUUUACUGGACAGUUCAUUCCAGUCCUUUUUGAGCACCAGCAUUUUCCAGAACGCAAGGAAAUGGUCUCUAAAAUGGUACACGCCCUGUUUCAACAUGGCAAAAUUUCAAGUGCACAGUAUGACAACUUCGUCUCGGCAAGCAAAAAAUCAGAAGAAGGCAGCACCAGUGAGGGUGACAUGGAUCUUGCCUUAACUCCAUUUGAGAGUCUUUUAGUGCAGGCAAAGGCUGCUGUAGAGAAAAAGAAAGAUUGUGAGGAUGCUGUCUUGAAGGUUGUGGCUGAAAUACAAAAGCUGUGUCAGUGCAAGGAUGAGCAGACUUCGGACACAUAUUGUUUGGAACGAGAGGAAGCUCCAUUCAAAGAGAUCUCUGAUUUUCUGCAUUUUGUCAUGAAUCUUUGUUCCGAAGAGCUACCUUCAUGGGCUGAGAUGGUCUUGCUUUCACUGACAAGUAAAACGGUCACACUUCGUGCACUGGGAACAUUCCUGUGGAAGCUGCUAAUCUCUGAGGAAAUGAGUGCACCAGCAGCCCCAUUUCUUAGCCAGUGCUUGCUCCAAAUUUCACUUGCUACCGAGGGAGAGUCAUUUGAGGUUGCUGUCCAUGGGAAAACAUACAGUUCAAUUCAGGAAGCUGUGUUCUCGGAGCUGCCACUUUCAAGCCACAAAGAAAGGGUCUCCUUUUCAAGGAUUGCAGUCAUGUACCUGAACCUGGCUGGCAAGCUUGCAGGAGUGACAUUGGCUCCAGCUUACAUACCUUUGACUUUGCUGAAAAAGCUUCAAUUUCUUCUACGAAGAAGCGAGAGUGGGCUUUUCGAAUAUCAAGAAUGUUGUGCCACCUUCCAGCAGUGCAAGCUCUCUCCCAUAAAAGACUGGCUACAAUCUGCAAAGCCUACCACCCUGGAGUGGGUAGAGCUGGAAUCUGGGAUCUCUGACAACCAGAACAGUCUUUCACCAAUUGCUCUCCGAAGGGACUACCUCGAGCUUGUGAGCGACAGUGCUGGUGUGAGAGACAUGUGCUUCAGCAUUCUACAGGUGUUGGUUCACCGGCACCCAGUGGUUCCUAACAGCGCUCAGCUGCAAAUCUUGUUGCAGAACCUUUUCUUGAGUUCAGCUUCAGCCUUAGAAGAUGAAACUGUGCCCAUUGCAACCAGGACACUGACCCAAGGGUUUGAAUUAUCCAAAGGUUCAGCGGACCAGGCAGAAGAGUCACUGAGGUUUUUCAGGAUUUACUGCCACUUGCCUCCAUACUGUCUGCUCGUGAACAGGGCUGAUCAUUGUCCAUCAUCCGAAUCGGUGGCACUCUUUACGUCUCUUAUAAACAAGUUUCUUGUCCUGUGCACUGAGGAGGAAAGUCCGGGCCUUAUACUUCAUCUGUUCAGGUGCCUGCUACAGAGCAACCUUUCCCGAGCCCAUGCAAUUAGCAUACUGGAAGAGUGUCCAUUGCUUACCCAACGUCUCAUUCCUCAUUGGAAAAGUCUUUCGUCGGUGUUGGCUCUUGAGUCAAAAAAGUGUGAAGAGGUUUUCAGGUGGCUUGCACUCAUGGGAAAGGUCUUCUCUGAGGCAGAAAAGUUCUUGAAGGGAUCAGUGGAAGCUGGAAAGAAGCUCUGUGCCACCAGCAAAUCCUGGCUCCAAGGCUCUGUUCUGGCUCAAUCCAUCAACUCGCUUAAAAGUGUGCCGUUACACUAUUCGUCCUUGAAACCAGCGACCCAGGAGGCAACAGUGCAGUUUCUCCUGGUCCUCUGCCAGAAGCAAGCAGCGAGUUUAGACAAUGACUUGCAAAAGCUCCUCAUUCAGCUUCUCCAAGCAAACCCCAGACUUUGCUCAUCUCUGGACCCUGCCAACUUUGAAGGAACACUGCUUAACAAGCUCUUGGCCCCAUUGGAAGCCUUUUUAUGCGUGCUGGCUUCUUUCAGACUUUUAGUUGAUGUGCUUGAGCACCAUGAAGCCAGGAACAGCUGUUGCAUCAAUACCACACUUUCGAUCAUGGCAAAGAUCUACAAGACAAAUGAAGACCUCCUCUGCUCUCCACAUGUUCCAGCAAUGUUGCAGGUUGAAGGCACCAGUACAGUCAUCUCUGCGUCAGCUCGACUACUACCAGUUUUAAAAGAAUUGCCUCAAAAUACACUGAGGCUUGUUCCUAAGGCAACUGUUUUAAAAUGUCCUGUAUAUGUUCAGCAGCUGAUCAAUAUGACCUGAACCAGCUAUAUCUACUGUUUUUCAAGUUACAGCUUGCUCAUCAGAAACAGCAUUCUUCACUUCGUAAAGUGUACAUGAGUAUAAAUCUCUUCAGGGUUUGAUCUACAGAAUAAAGUAAUGUAUGCUUGUAAGCAAUUAUAGAAGCAUUACUUUUUUUUGUAUGCACUGCC
Messenger RNA from Ixodes scapularis (black-legged tick), 4361 nucleotides. RefSeq lists its product as uncharacterized. Lineage: Eukaryota; Metazoa; Arthropoda; Arachnida; Ixodida; Ixodidae. Bases 448 to 4191 code for a protein of 1247 amino acids. The record is from RefSeq and is a predicted model, not a curated record. Gene Ontology annotation, biological process: interstrand cross-link repair. Gene Ontology annotation, cellular component: Fanconi anaemia nuclear complex. The transcript is spliced from 38 exons.